Messenger RNA from Melanotaenia boesemani (Boeseman's rainbowfish), 2016 nucleotides. RefSeq lists its product as uncharacterized. The transcript is spliced from 4 exons. Bases 165 to 1313 code for a protein of 382 amino acids. Gene Ontology annotation, molecular function: protein-folding chaperone binding. Gene Ontology annotation, biological process: negative regulation of transcription by RNA polymerase II. Lineage: Eukaryota; Metazoa; Chordata; Actinopteri; Atheriniformes; Melanotaeniidae. Gene Ontology annotation, cellular component: cytosol. The record is from RefSeq and is a predicted model, not a curated record.
GUGGGCGGGUGAGUAGAUUGUAAAGGAGCUGCGGCGGCGGUAUUUCACACAGUGCCGAGCAGAACUCAGACAGGACAAAGCUUACAAAGCCCGACUAAAAGCGGAGUUUCAGCACCGGCGCGAGCGGACAGCGACACGUAGCAGCACUACAAAAACUUUCCAUCAUGGUUCUCAUCUGGACCCAGUUCGGUGUUAAGCACAAAAACGGCAAUGUCAAGUGCAAAGUGCGAGUAAUGCACAGGGGUGACAGCUCGGGAUCAUCUUCAUCAGCGGAAAGCAUCAAGUCUGAGCAGGACACACCCUGCCUGUCCAUCAAACCUGCAGGCAAGGAUUUCUACAAAGUCCUGGGUGUUUCCCCUGAGUCCAAUGAAGAUGAGAUUAAAAAGGCUUACAGGAAGAUGGCUCUUAAGUUCCAUCCAGACAAGAACAGUGAUGCUGAUGCAGAGGAAAAGUUCAAAGAGAUUGCAGAGGCAUAUGAGGUCCUGAAUGACCCCAAAAAGAGAAGCAUAUAUGACCAGUUCGGAGAGGAAGGCCUUAAAAAUGGAAUCUCAGCAGGCCAAGGCAACAUUUUCCGCAAUAAUUUCCCCAACGACCCCCAUGCCACCUUCUCCUCCUUCUUUCACGGCUCCGACCACUUUGACAUCUUCUUUGGCAGCGACUUCGACAGCGAAGAUGACCUCUUCAACCCCUUCAGGCAGUUCCCCUUCAGUCACGUGGGUGGCUUUGCUGGACACGAGGCCGGCCCGCAAAAGGGCCAGCGGCUACAGGGCCAGGUGGUGAUGCACGACCUUCUGGUUACCCUGGAAGAGGUGAUGCACGGCUGCACGAAACAUGUGAAGAUUACUCGCAGUCGCCUUAACGCUGAUGGCCACAGCCUGCGAAGUGAAGACAAGGUGCUCAAUGUGGUGGUGAAGAAAGGCUGGAAAGCAGGAACAAGGAUCACCUUCCCCAAGGAGGGAGAUGAGACACCCAACAACAUCCCUGCAGACAUCACCUUCAUUCUCAGGGAUAAGGAGCAUUCAACAUACAAGAGAGAUGGCUCCAACAUUGUCUACACUGCCCAGAUCACCCUUAAAGAGGCUCUCUGUGGCUGCACAGUCAACGUCCCAACACUUGACAACCGAAUGAUGCCUCUACCAUGCAGCGAUGUCAUCAAGCCCGGUGCCGUCCGACGGCUGAGGGGUGAAGGUCUGCCGUUGCCUAAGAGCCCAUCCCAGCGAGGUGACUUGUUGGUGGAGUUCCAGGUGCUCUUCCCUGACAGGAUCCCACCACAGUCCCGCGAGAUCAUCAAGCACAGCCUGGGCCAGUGCUAGCCUGCUUCUUCUUUAGUCAACAAGGCCUCACCAAGUGUCUUUGCUGUUUUCAAUUCACAAACACAGCCUUGCCUGAGGUGCUAAUUUCACAACCAAUCACAACCUCUUAUUGUGCUUGGAAAUGGCAAGAGGUGCUGAGUUGUAGAUCAGACAGAACAUUGUGAGGAGAUGACUUUCUGCAGGUGUGUGGCAUGAUGCACAACAGCUGUGAUGCCGCAUGAGCAGUGAGUGUACAUGAAUGAAAUCUUUGGUAUCUGAGGGCAAACAUUAAUUCAACAGCCUUCUCUUGAAUGAAAAGGUUGUCUGUACUGUUAUACUUGCAAACCUAUGGCAGGAUAUCAGUGUGCUAUUCAAGUCUGUAUAGACUUCUAUAAACCUGAAAUGUAGAGUUAUAUGAAGAAAAAACAUUUUUCUUCAAAUUCUUCUUCUUAUUAUUAUUAUUACUGUUAUUAUUAUCAUCACUAAAGUUAUAUGGUGCUCAUAUGACUGAUCUUUUGCAUUGAUUUAUUACAAUAGCAAAUUGUUCUUGUGUACAAAGAUCUACUUUGUGUACAAAUUAGAAAAAACUUUGUCUCUAAAAGAGAUUCACCUGUCAAAUGUUCUAUUGAAUUGUUAGAAAUGUUUGUAUUUAUUCUGCAAUGAGACAGCUGCUGAUGUAUUAUUACCUGAUUUUAAAGCAUGAAAAAUAAAAAAGUAGAUAAAA